AUGAACAGACUUUUUGGAACCAAAUCUGCCGCCCCGAAGCCUUCUUUAAAUGAUGCUAUCAAAGGAAUCGAUGAAAGGGUGGGGUCAUUAGACGUCAAGCUCAGUAAAAUCAAUUCUGAGCUAAGCACUUAUCAACAAAAGAUUGCCAGAAUGCGCGAUGGUCCAGGCAAAUCUGCUUUGAAGCAAAAAGCGUUGAAACUCCUAAGACAGAGAAAGCAGAUUGAAGCUCAGAAAGACCAGUUGGAGAGCCAGCUGUGGAAUAUGUCUCAGGCUUCAAUGACUACUGAUAAUUUGCAAAACACAAUGGUUACAAUAAAUGCCAUGAAAACGGCGAAUAGAGAGUUGAAGAAAACAUACGGUAAAAUCAACAUCGAUGAGUUGGAAAAUUUGCAAGAUGAGAUGUUGGAUAUAAUAGACAAGUCAAAUGAACUUCAAGAGGCACUUUCCACCAGUUAUGAUGUUCCUGACGAAAUAAGUGAAUCGGAACUAGAUGCAGAGUUGGAAGCAUUAGGCGAAGAAAUGGACUUUGAAAAUGAAAUGGCAGAGAGUGGCGUUGGCGUUCCAAGUUAUUUAAGUAAUACUGAACCUGUUUCUGACAAACUUCCCACAUUUAUUGAUGAAGAGCCUGAAAAGGCUGAAAAAAUUGCCAACUAA
Lodderomyces oxycetoniae is the source of this 654-nucleotide messenger RNA. It is a transcript of the gene CTA1, whose product is annotated as Cta1p. The record is from RefSeq and is a predicted model, not a curated record. Lineage: Eukaryota; Fungi; Ascomycota; Pichiomycetes; Serinales; Debaryomycetaceae. The coding region runs from base 1 to 654 and encodes 217 amino acids. Gene Ontology annotation, cellular component: multivesicular body. The transcript has a single exon. Gene Ontology annotation, biological process: vesicle budding from membrane; late endosome to vacuole transport via multivesicular body sorting pathway.